Messenger RNA from Neospora caninum, 3597 nucleotides. RefSeq names its product putative methionine tRNA synthetase. The transcript has 5 exons. Gene Ontology annotation, molecular function: ATP binding; methionine-tRNA ligase activity. NCBI's taxonomy places the organism in Eukaryota, Apicomplexa, Conoidasida, Eucoccidiorida, Sarcocystidae. The record is from RefSeq and is a predicted model, not a curated record. Bases 1 to 3597 code for a protein of 1198 amino acids. Gene Ontology annotation, biological process: methionyl-tRNA aminoacylation.
AUGCACCUGGGGCACGCGUACUCGUGCGUCUUGGCUGAUACGUUAGUGCGCUUUGCUCGUUCGCAGCAGGGGUUCUACGAUUCGCCUGUCGAGGCAGAAACAGAAACGCCGUCCGAAUCCUCAGAGGGGCGGAAUGGAGAAGAUCAGCGGAUCGCAGAUACACCCGCGGGGCCGGGGGGAGAAGGAAGGAUAGACGAGGAAACAGGAUGUGUGCUUCUGACAGGAGCGGAUGAACACGGAGGAAAAGUCGUGCGCGCAGCUGAGGCGGCGUGGAGGUCUUACUGGAAACAAAAAGAGAGAAAGUGGGAAGGGAUGAGCGAAGACGCCUGCAACCACGAGGACGGGGAGCUAGCAGCAAGGAGGGUGACUCCAGCUAGGAGCAUUCCCCUUUCGUCGUUUGCUUCCUCGCCAUCGUCUCCGCCGUCUUCCUCCUCUCCUUGUUCUUCGUUUUCGUCACAUUUUUCUCAAGACGCAGUCGAAGCUUUUGUCGACUCCAUUGCCCGCUACAACCUCUCGACGCUGCGGCGGCUCCAUAUCCUCACGUACCCCGCAAUCCCUUCGCAGUUCUUCCGGACUUGCAAAGGCAACACGCCUCUCGGUUCUUCGUCUUCUUCUUUGCCGGUUGAGAUUCUUGCUGGGGCCCGCAUCGAGCCUCACGGAGGCGCGGCUCCUCCAGAGGCAGCGGGUAGGAAGCAGCGCCUUCAGGAUGCGAGAGUCGGCCUUCGUUCUGUUGAUGCUGAGAUUAGCAAUCCAAAAGAGGAAGACAUAACUUCAGCAAGACGUGGAAAGGAGGCGGGGAGACGGCGAAGUGACACGACUGGAGAGAGAGAAGGCGGUGAACUCUUUUUUAGACGGCGACGCGACGGCGAAGAGGCGAAAGCGCUGGCGACUCCACGAAGCACACACGAGAGGGCUGUAUGGACACUCUGGAGAAUGCUGGAAGAGAAGGGGCUUAUUUACAAAACCUCGGCUUCCUCUCCUCCCUCGACCUCGCCUUCGUCUUGGUCCGAAUCGGGAGAGAAACUCGGGGGCCUUAACUUUAUCGGAGAAGAGGAAGAAGAGCAAGCAUGGGGCGCGCACAUCUCACACGGCGCUCGACUCCCAAUGCCAGAUUCGCCUGGCUCUGUCUCCGCUGCCUCCCUUCCUUCUGCCCCGGUUGACAUUUCACGCGACGCAGAGACUUCCCUCAGAGAUUUUUCAUCUCCUGAGGAGGGAUUUGUCGAUGCCGGAAAGAAGCGAGAAGAAGCACGAGAAGAAGCACGAGAAGAGCUGUACUUUUUCCGUCUGACUCACUUCAGAGACGCUCUACUAAAGCUGUACGCGUCGCCCGACAUGUUCUCCAUCUCCCCGACGAGUCGCCUUGAGGAAGUUAAGUCCUUCGUCGAGCACGGCGGCCUGCGCGACCUCGCGAUCUCCCGCCCCACUUCAACCUACACCAUUCCGCCUCUCUUCCACUCUUCUCCAGUGUCGCCUUCGUCUUCUUCCUUCUCGCCUCGCGUUGCAGACUCGGCAGCGUCACGUUCGCCGCUCCACGCGGCUCCAAACGAAACCUUUCCAGUUACGGAGGCGAGGCUCCAGAGUGGAGAGACUCCAGCGGUAUGGGGCCUGCGCGUGCCGCCCUGCGAGUUCGAUGAAUUCCCUUUUCUUCCUUCUCCCUUCGCCAUUCCGACUUCGUCUCUCGCCUCUUCGUCUCUCGCCUCUUCGUCUCUCGCCUCUUCGUCUCUCGCCUCUUCAACUUGUCGUUCACAGCGAAACGUGGUGUAUGUGUGGUUUGACGCCAUCGUCGGUUAUUUGACGGCUGCGGGCUUUCCGGCCGUGCACUCGCGUCGCUUUCGAACUUGGUGGCCUCCUGCACUGCAAGUUCUGGGGAAAGACAUCCUGCGCUUCCACGGCGUUUUGCUGCCGGCGCUCCUUCUCGGAGCCGGCCUGUCGCUCCCCAGGCGACUGCUCGUUCACGGCUGGUGGACGGACGGCCGAAACCAGAAGCUGUCAAAGAGCGCCGAGGCGAAAGUUCCCGCGGCGCAGUCGGCGCUUCGGGAAGCCGCUCUCGGCGAACGGAGGGUGGAGUGCCGACAGGGUUCACCGGAAAGGACGGGCGAGAGGCGCACAGACGCACCAACAGGCCGCCUGCGACUCGACGUGGGCACGGCGAAAGACGAAAAGCGUCGAACCCUAGAAGGCGAGAAGGCGACCGGCGAAGCACAGAGACAGGGAGAAGAGGCAGACGAAACAGAAGCAAAACGAACAAGGCGAAACACCGGAGGAGACACUCGAGGAGACACUCGAGGAGACAGCAGAGAAAAUGGAGAAGAAGAGGGGCGGGGGUGUACGAGACGUAGAGAACGGCAGACCUGGCAGAAAGGCGAGGGAGGAGAGAACCGCGAACAGGGAGGAAACACGAGGCUGGAGGGAGACACUGUGGGGACUCGGCGAGAGCAUGCAGCGGAAGAUGGAGAGGCGACCGCGCCCUGGUCGGGCGAGAACUCACUCAGUGCGGCGCUUCGGCGCCUCGUGGACCAGUACGGCCCUGAUGUCGUUCGGUUUUUUCUUCUGCAUGCCAAGUCGCCCGAGAAAGACAUGACUCUCCUCGUCGCGUCUCCUGCCUCCGUGGAGCAGACGGAACGAGGAGCAACGCUUUCGUCUUUCGCUUCUUCCUCGCAUUCUUCUUCUCUGUGUUCCUCUCUCGCUUCUUCUUCUUCCUCGCUUUCUUCUUCGCUUCCUGAGUGUAUGGGCUCCAGCGAGAAGAGCGUCUCUGUGAACGACGUCUACGUCUUGUUGCAGCGAACAGUUGGGAAUUUGCUUUUUCGCGUGAUGGGUUUGAUGUGGAAAAAUAGCUCGGCGGGCGAGCUCGGCCUUCUGCCACGGCGGCCGCUGUGGAUCGAGAGGCGCCUGCAGAGCGCGGGGCGGAAAGAAAGGGAGACGGGCACGGAGACAGCCACGGAGACAACAUCCGCAGACUGGGGCGAGCGCCGGGGGCGAGAAAGGCCGGAACCGGCGAGCGAGCCUGCGCCGGCGAGCGAGCCUGCGCGAGGAUACGGGGGAGACGAAGCGAGAGAAAAUGCUGGAGUCAGCGAGGAGCUGAAGAAGGAAAGCUGGAUUUUUCUACAAAAGAUCCUCGACUUUCAACGCGCCGCCGACGCGUACAUGCACACCCAGCAGUUCCACCUGUACACGCGGCAACUCCUGCGCUUAGCAGGCGAAGCGAAUGCGUUCAUCGACCGCCUGGCGCCUUGGCGCUUGCUUACCUCAUCGUCGCCUAGGGUCUCGCCUGUUUCCCCCUCUUCUCUUUCGGCUUCGCCUCCGCCGUCGCGUGGAGAUUCCAAGCGCGCGUCUCUGGAAACGAUUCUGUUUGUUUUAUGCGAGUUCCUUCGGCGAUUCGCUCUGCUGCUGGCGCCGCUCUCCCCGGGGCUCGCCCACAAGAUCUUCGAGCAGCUGCGGGUGCCUGCGCGGCUCCGGACCCUCGGGAAAAAAUCCGGAAAAGCGAGCGAGCGAGACAGGCGAGGCCGAGACGCACGAAACGAGCCGAAAGAAGCAAACAUGCUGGAAGGCGGAUGGGCUGUCGAGACACCCCAACAGAUUCUUCCGCCGCUCGGCUGA